Molecule: messenger RNA, 1416 nt
Organism: Fragaria vesca subsp. vesca
Lineage: Eukaryota; Viridiplantae; Streptophyta; Magnoliopsida; Rosales; Rosaceae
Product: putative methylesterase 13, chloroplastic-like
Exons: 5
Coding region: 94-1272 (392 amino acids)
Molecular function (GO): methyl jasmonate esterase activity; methyl indole-3-acetate esterase activity
Source: RefSeq, a predicted model, not a curated record
UUGGUGCAUUAUUCUAAGCCCCCAAAGAAUACUACUAGUUUUGAGCCUGCAGAAUUCUUGAGGCUCUCUCAUUCUCUGACAUUGCAGGCCAAAAUGGGGAACUCAAUGACAUGCUUCUCCCCAGCACCAACGAAGCUGAGCACCAACUUGUCAAGAAGACCCUCCAAGAGGUCACCCUACUCUUCACCUUUCUUUGGCUCCUCAGCCAGUACUAGAAGAACAAAGGGCUCCCCCAAAAAGGUACAGACCCUUGAAGAUGAUCUGAUCCUUCAGCAACAAGCUAUCGAGGCAGUUCUGCUGUUCCAGAACCACCAGAAGAACAAUGGUUCAUUACCGCAGACCUUCAACCGCUCCACCUCCGUGGUGUUUCCGGCUCCUUCUGGACCAAAGAAGAAUCAGGGCUUUACUAAAAGCUCCAGCUCCAGGCAGCCUUUGGGUUCUGAUACUCUCUUUCAGCCUCUUGAGCUUGUUGACAAGCAGGAUGUGAAGAUUGAAGGUCUGGAAACGAAUCAUUUCGUACUUGUUCAUGGAGGUGGGUUUGGUGCUUGGUGCUGGUAUAAAACAAUGACACUUCUGGAAGAAAGUGGGUUCAAAGUUGAUGCAGUCGACUUAACUGGUUCUGGAAUCCACUCAUUCGAUACAAACAGCAUUACUAGUCUUGCACAAUACGUGAAGCCACUUACUGAAAUCCUUGAAAAUCUAGACGAGGGCAAAAAGGUCAUUUUGGCUGGACAUGAUUUUGGUGGUACGUGUAUCUCAUAUGCAAUGGAGUUGUUUCCGUCUAAAAUUGCAAAGGCCAUCUUCAUAUCUGCAGCAAUGUUAACCAGUGGGCAGAGUACUCUUAAUCUGUUUGCUCAACAGACAAGCUCGAAUGAUCUGAUGCGACAGGCUCAGGUAUUCUUGUAUGCAAAUGGGAAGGAUCAGCCUCCUACAGCUAUUGGUCUCGGCAAAAAAUUUACUGAAGACUUGUUGUUCAAUCAAAGUCCAGCAAAGGAUGUUGCAUUAGCAUCAGUAUCAAUGAGGCCAAUCCCUUUUGCACCAGUCACUGAGAAGCUCUCUCUUUCUGACAAGAAUUACGGAUCUGUUAGGCGGUUUUUCAUAGUCACACAAGAAGAUCAUGCCAUAAGUGUUGCACUACAGGAGGCAAUGUUAGAAUCAAAUCCGCCGGAACAGUUUUAUCGACUAAAAGGCUCUGAUCAUGCACCUUUUUUCUCAAGGCCUCAGGCUUUGCAUAGGAUAUUAGUAGAGAUAUCCCAGGUUCCACCUAUCUGAGUUGAGCUUCAAUUACUUACCAGAUACAUAUAGCAAUUUUAUAGUCCAGCACGUAAAAGGCUUCAUUGUACGUAUAUACCAGUAUAGAGUCUUAAUUAAGGCAUCAAAGUUUAUAUAAAAUGUGUUUACUCUCGAUUGUCACAC